Ogataea philodendri is the source of this 3147-nucleotide messenger RNA. RefSeq lists its product as uncharacterized. The transcript has a single exon. Gene Ontology annotation, molecular function: ATP binding; ATP hydrolysis activity; translation elongation factor activity. The coding region runs from base 1 to 3147 and encodes 1048 amino acids. Lineage: Eukaryota; Fungi; Ascomycota; Pichiomycetes; Pichiales; Pichiaceae. The record is from RefSeq and is a predicted model, not a curated record.
AUGUCCGCUGCUGCUGAAUCGAAACAGAGCACAGAAGUGUUGGCCGAAUUGUUUGGCAAGCUUGCUGUUGCUUCGCCUGAAGAGAGAGAUACCGCUGCUACUAAUGUGGCCUCUUUCCUCAAUGGUGAAAUCAUCGAACAUGAUGUUCCUUACGAAUUUUUCCAAACUCUGGAAAAGUCCAUCAAGGACAAGAAACAGGCUGUCAACGCCCUUGCCGCUGUGACGCACAUUGCUAGUGCUUCCGACUUGUCUCCUUCUGUUGAGCCAUACAUUGUUGGACUUGUUGAUGUGAUCUCCUCCAAGGCUGGUGACAAGCAACAAGAGGUCAGAGAUGCUGCUGGCGAGGCUUUGGUUGCUAUUGCCAAGGCCGUUACUCCAGUCGCUAUCAAGGACAUCUUGAAGAAGUUGCUGAAGAACUUGCACGAGACUGCUAAAUGGCAAGAGAAGAUCGCUCUCUUGAGUGCUAUUGCUGUGUUGGUUGAGACCUCCAAGACUCAACUCGCCCUCAGAAUGCCUGAGCUUAUCCCAGUCUUGUCCGAGGCCAUGUGGGAUACCAAGGUUGACGUCAAGAAGGCUGCUACUGAGACUAUGACCAAGGCUACUGCUACUAUUCAAAACAAGGAUAUUGAGCCUUUCAUUCCAAAGCUUAUUAGCUCUAUCUCUGACCCAACCCAGGUCCCAGAAACCGUCCACGUUUUGGGUGCUACUACUUUCGUUUCUGAGGUCACCACCGCUGCUUUGUCCAUCAUGGUUCCUUUGCUUUCCAGAGGUUUGGCCGAGAGAGACACCGCCAUCAAGAGAAAAGCCGCUGUCAUCAUCGAUAACAUGUGUAAGUUGGUCGAUGACCCUCAGGUCGUUGCUCCUUUCAUGGAGAAGCUUUUCCCUGCUUUGAAGGCUAACAUGUCUACCAUCGCCGACCCAGAAGCUAGAUCUGUUACCGAGAGAGCUCUGAACACUCUUAGAAGAGUCGGUGCUGUCCCAGCUGACGACACUAUCCCAGAGGUUUCCACUGCCGGUGACGUCGAGGUCAACCUUUCUAUUCUGAAGGACUUGGUCAAGGGUAAGCCAGCUAGAUUCGACAUUGUGCAAACCUACGUCGCUGCCAUUGCUGGUGACUUGAUCGACGAAAGAAAGAUCGACCCUGAAUCUUGGUCUUCUUCUUUGACUCCAUUCUUGACCAUCUUCUUGCACGAGAAGGAGUCCAAAGAGCUUAUUGAGGAGUUCAGAAAGAGAUCCGUCGAUAACAUUCCACAACCUCCUGUCUUCGAGGACGAGGAUGACGAAGGUGAAGACCUUUGUAACUGUGAGUUCUCUUUGGCUUACGGUGCUAAGAUCCUUUUGAACAAGACUCAAUUGAGAUUGAAGAGAGCUAGAAGAUACGGUCUGUGUGGUCCUAACGGUGCCGGUAAGUCUACCUUGAUGAAGGCUAUUGCCAACGGUCAAGUUGAGGGCUUCCCAACUCAAGACGAAUGUAGAACUGUCUACGUCGAGCACGACAUUGACGGUUCUCACGCCGAGACCCCAGUCGUUGACUACGUUUUGGAGCAAGGUGGUACUAAUCUCGACAGAGACUCUGUUAGAGCCAAGCUGUUGGAGUUUGGUUUCAGUGAACAAAUGAUUGACAUGCCAAUUGCUGCUCUUUCUGGUGGUUGGAAGAUGAAGUUGGCCCUUGCCAGAGCUGUGUUGCAAAACGCUGACAUCUUGCUUUUGGAUGAGCCAACUAACCACUUGGAUACCGUCAAUGUCGCUUGGUUGGUCAACUACUUGACCACCUGUAACAUUACCUCCAUCAUUGUUUCCCACGACUCUGGUUUCUUGGACAACGUUGUUCAAUACAUCAUCCACUACGAAGGUUUCAAGCUCAGAAAGUACAAGGGUAACCUUACUGAGCUGAUCAAGAGAGUUCCAUCUGCUAAGUCUUACAAGGAGCUGUCUGCUUCCGAGGUUGAGUUCAAGUUCCCAGAACCAGGUUUCUUGGAGGGUGUCAAGACCAAACAGAAGGCUAUUGUCAAGGUUUCUAACAUGUCUUUCCAAUACCCAGGUACUGUUAAGCCACAAAUCUCUGACAUCACUUUCCAAUGUUCCUUGUCUUCCAGAAUUGCUGUCAUUGGUCCAAACGGUGCUGGUAAGUCCACUUUGAUUAACGUUUUGACUGGUGAGUUGCUCCCAACUACUGGUGAAGUUUACGUGCACGAGAACUGUCGUAUUGCUUACAUCAAGCAGCACGCUUUCGCCCACAUCGACUCUCACUUGGACAAGACUCCAUCCGAGUACAUCCAAUGGAGAUUCCAGACUGGUGAGGACAGAGAGACCAUGGACAGAGCUUCCAGACAAAUCAACGAGAACGAUGAGCAAGCCAUGAACAAGAUCUUCAAGAUCGAGGGUACACCAAGAAGAAUUCAAGGAAUCCACGCUAGACGGAAGUUCAAGAACACUUACGAGUACGAGUGUUCGUUCUUGUUGGGUGAGAACAUCGGUAUGAAGUCUGAGAGAUGGGUUCCAAUGAUGUCUGUUGACAACGCUUGGUUGCCAAGAGGUGAAAUCAUUGAGUCUCACUCCAAGAUGGUUGCUGAGGUUGAUAUGAAGGAGGCUUUGGCUUCCGGUCAAUUCAGACCAUUGACCAGAAAGGAGAUCGAGGCCCACUGCGCCAUGUUGGGAUUGGAUGCUGAAUUGGUGUCCCACUCCAGAAUUAGAGGUUUGUCUGGUGGUCAAAAGGUUAAGUUGGUCUUGGCUGCUUGUACCUGGCAAAGACCUCACUUGAUCGUUUUGGACGAGCCAACCAACUACUUGGACAGAGACUCUCUUGGAGCUUUGUCUAAGGCCCUGAAGUCUUUCGAGGGUGGUGUUAUCAUCAUUACUCACUCUGCCGAGUUCACCAAGGACUUGACUGAGGAAGUGUGGGCUGUUGUUGACGGUAAGAUGACUCCAUCUGGACACAACUGGGUCCAAGGUCAAGGUGCUGGUCCAAGACUCGAGAAGAAGAACGACGACGAGGAAGACAAGUUCGAUGCUAUGGGUAACAAGAUUGCUGCUGCCAAGAAGAAGACUAAGCUUUCCUCUGCUGAGUUGAGAAAGAAGAAGAAGGAGAGAAUGAAGAAGAAGAAGGAACUUGGUGAUGCUUACGUUUCCUCUGAGGAUGAAUUCUAA